CGCGAACGAGAAGAGUGACCACGCACAAGUCGCGAGAGGAGAGCGCGAUCUUCUCCACCACCACCGCCGGCUGCCGCGAGUGUACCCGCCACGCCGUUUUCCGCACUCGGCGGAGGGCGAUCAGAUCAGUCGAGCUGCGGCAGAGGCGCGACCAACACCGCGAGCACGGUGCGCCCACACACGUGUGUGUCUCUCAAGAGGAGCUGAGGACAAUGAUGGCCUCGAGCGCGGUCAAGCGCGUCACGAUCAAGCGCCAGCUGCAGCAGUUCUCGGUGCAGGACAAGCUGGACGCGAUCCAGCGCGUCAACGAGGGCGAGUCGAAGGCGUCGGUGGCGCGAGACAUCGGUGUCCCGGAGUCAACGCUGCGGGGCUGGUGCAAGAGCGAGGAGAAGCUGCGCAACUCGAACGACAACGAGAACCGCGGCCACAGCCCGACGGCAGUCAGUCUGGCCGCCCUGGCUGACAACAUCACGGCCAACGGCUCGCUCGACCUGGCGGCCAAGCGGCCGCGACUCUGCUCCGAGGCGCCGGCCAAGGAGUCGGACGUGGACAGUGAGGCGCUGUGGUUCUGGUUGCGCCAGCAACAGCAGCACAUGACCGGCCUCAGCGAGCAGCUGCUCGGAGGCCAGCAGGCGGCCAAGACUUCCACGGCUAUAGCGGCGGCCGCCGCCGCGGCCGUGGCCGCCAACUCUACGGUCAUGGCAGAUCUGAAUCCUACGACUGGCUGGUUCUGGCGCUGGUACAAGCGCUACGGUCUCAACAUCCCCGACGCCUUGGCUGCCACUCCAGCCCCAGUGAUGGCGACGCACGUGAGUUCCAUGAGUCGGACACCGAUCCCGGCGCACACCUCCACCUUGCACGCGUUCACGCCUGCCACCCUUCCUGGUCCUGCGCACACCUCCAGCUCCAUCCCCACACACCACCCCGUUAGCCCGACGCCCGAGGCUACCGUCGAUGAGCCCUCGGACGACGAAGACGACGAACCACCGCUGACGGCGGCCGACGCCGUCGCCCACGGUGAAAAGUUCCUGCGCUGGCUGGACUGCUGCUCAGACCCCUCCAUCACAGCCUUGCAGAUCCUGCAGUUCAGGUAUCUCCUGAACAACGUCAGGGCCUGCGCAGCCCGCAGGGCGAAGGCCAACAAGUAAACCGAGAGACAGUCUUUUCCUUUGCUCAACGCAACAGUUUGUUUAGUUUAGUUUUGGAAAAUUACAGCCAAAGGACUGCAAGAAGUUAUUAUUAUUAUUAUAAUUCAACAAGUUAUACUCUUUUAAUUUGUUUGCAAUCACGCGCACCAAACGCAUUCCUCCAAGUCGGAAUCGCAAAUGUUAACAAGUUUUAAUAGGUUAAGAAGUAUCAAAUGCCCGAAGGUUAAGUUUGAGUUGGUCACAAAAAGAUGAGAUAUCUGCUUUUCCUACUGAUGUGUGAUGACGGUCAAAAUUAUUCAGAAAAAUAUUUUUCAUACGAUUAGUGCUCCUAGAUUAGAAUAAGCAUAAAUACUUCUUAAUAAUUGGACAAUACUCGUGUUAAGUUGAUUUUUCGGUCUCUCACUGACUUAUAAACUAUAUUAUGCAAAUGAGCUUUGAGUUUUACGUUCGAGCUGUAAUUUUCUUGCUGUAUUCAAAUCCGAGAAUUAUCUCUGCGUCUUUUAACCAUUCAUUCCUGAUUGCAUUCCAAUGUGUAUGUGAAAAGAAGGGAGACUCACCUGCUUUGUGGGUUCUGGCAUUGGUUGGAAGGCCCCGUGGUCUGAAACGAAGUUUGCGAUUCCCUGCCAGGUGCUUAGCUCGGGGUAGGCCAGGGCUGUGCGCCGAAUGAAGGUGCAAAGAAGCUUCUGCAACAAAAUUUAUAAUUCCAACUGAUCUCAGUGAUGAAAAAAGAGUUCCUUGAUUCAGUUCAUUGCCGAAUUUCCUACUCGGUUAUUCACACAGUGUAAAUAAAGAAGAAAAAAAUAUAAACGAGAGUAUAAUAUGUACAAAAAGAAAUAACUCAAAUGGCCACUUUAAGUGUAAAUAAUUAUCUAGAUGGGAAGUUGCGAUUUGUGUUUCGAUGAGAAUUUGUGAAGA
Neocloeon triangulifer is the source of this 2063-nucleotide messenger RNA. Its product is annotated as protein distal antenna-like. NCBI's taxonomy places the organism in Eukaryota, Metazoa, Arthropoda, Insecta, Ephemeroptera, Baetidae. Bases 213 to 1148 code for a protein of 311 amino acids. The transcript is spliced from 2 exons. The record is from RefSeq and is a predicted model, not a curated record. Gene Ontology annotation, molecular function: DNA binding.